UACCACCCGCUGGCCACCGUCCUCUCUGCUGCGGGUCUUCAUGACUCUCUCAAACUUUUUUCAGCAGUGGGAUAUGAAACACCAGAAGUCCAAGGAUUAAAACUGCUCCAUUAGGAUUACUAUCCUGUUACUGAAGCUUUAUUUAUUUUUUUGUCUUUAUUGGAUGUUAACGAGGACUCUGUCCAUGUCUUCUGUUGGAUGAUGGCUCCAGCAGUCUCCAUCCUUCCACUGUUGGGGUUUAUUCUGGAAAUCAGUUGUGUGGCUGCCAUCGAUUUGCGGUUUAUGCCUGAUCCUCCGACACUCAACAUCUACGGCAUCCAGAGGAUGAACAAAUCUGACAACCUGGAGCUGACCUGCAGAGGAAGGCAGUUCCUGAGGUGGACGACCCCUCCAAUUAGCACUCGCUUCUCCACCAGUGACUGCAGUGGAUCAGGACUCUUCUGCACGACGCUGCGGAUCACCAACGCCACCGUCAAUGAGACGGGACAGUACCAGUGCUCCUACAAAGACCUGAGAGUGGAGGAUGGGAAGACGUCAGGAUCGGUUUACGUGUUUGUUAACGAUUAUAAGACUCCGUUUGUCCCGCCUGAGAAAGAACACGAGGUUGUGUUCAUCCAGGAAGGAGUGAAGGUGGUGAUCCCCUGCAGAGGCUCGGUGGAGAAUCUCAACGUCACACUACACGCUAAGUAUCCAAAUAAGGAGCUGCAUCCAGACGGGAAGGAUUCUCUGUGGGACGCUCGGACGGGAUUCACCGUUCCCAGUCACCUGAUCAGCUACGCCGGCGUCGUCUUCUGCCAAACCCAGAUUGGAAAUGAGACAUUUAAGUCCCCUCUCUACAUCCUCGCCGUUGUUGGAUACAAGAUCUAUGACCUCACCCUGACCCCGCCCCAGCUCCAGCUGUGUGAGGGGGAGCGUCUGGAGAUCAACUGUACUGCUCAUACCGAGCUCAACGUCGGCAUCGAGUUCAACUGGACGCACUCCGGCCAGGCCUUGAACUCUGUGAAUGGCUCAAAGCUGACCCACACUAAAUCCCAUAAGAAAAAGCUGUGGAACGCUCUGGAGCUUUCUAACACUCUGGUCGUGGAAAACGUGACGGUGGACCACACAGGAGAUUACACCUGUACGGCAUCCAGUGGGAAGAUGGAAAAAAGCGCAGUGGCGUACCUGAAAGUGUACGAAAAACCCUUUAUUGAUAUAAGGGAGCCAUCAUCGAAGGUUUUGGAGGUAAAUGUGGGAUAUCAAACAUCCGCCGAGAUCCCUGUCAGAUACUCGGCAUACCCGAAGCCUGACUUUGAAUGGUUGAAAAACGGCCUUCCACUGAAGGAUGACUACAGGAUAAAGCAAAGGAGUGACAUCCUUCUCAUCCGUGUAGUCGCAGAAACAGAUGCAGGGAAUUACACCGUCAUUCUGUUCAAUAAGAACACAAAAGAAGAGCGGAGACAAUCCUUCCAGCUGAUCGUAAAUGUUCCUCCUCACAUCAUCGAGAAAGAGGUGGCGGUGGACACUGAUGUAUACCCCUAUGGUAGCAGUCCCACGCUGAGGUGCACUGCUCGUGGAUUCCCAACACCGGCAUACAUUCAGUGGCAGUGGAUGUCCAAAGAGGACUGUCCUGAGGCCUUCAUGUCGGGGUUGAUAAAGUCAGAGAAGAAGAUCGCCGAAUGUAAAGGUUGGAGGGAUAUCAGAAACAGCAACGGCAGCCAUCCUGUAGGACGAAUCACGAUGGACUCUGAUCAUCGCCAAAAGAAAAUCGUGAGCUCUUUGAAGAUCCAGAAAGCCGAGGCUCACACUCUCUACAGAUGCACGGCUGCAAACAAAGUAGGAGAGGACUCGCGCGUCAUCUUCUUCCACGUCACACGCGGUCUGGAGGUGAACGUCUUUCCUUCCAAUGAGCCUUUAGAGGAAGAAGACGUGGUUCUGCGGUGUAAAGCAGACAGGCUUCUGUAUGGGAACCUCGCCUGGUUCCGCGUCACGAAUGUCUCAGCGUCAGAGCCGGUCCCGUCGGUGCAGCCGUGUCGCUCCCUGACGCUGCCGGGGAAGCCUCUGCAGCACACCGUGCUCACCAGCCCAAGAGGAAUCAACGUAACACUGGAGCUCAGACUGCCCAACGCUUCACAGAGAGACCAGGGUCUGUACGCCUGCCAGGUGGAGAACAUCAAGACUAAGGAGAGAACCUGCCUGCUCAAGCACAUUUCCCUUAAAGGUCUUGAAGCAGCAGGAAUCCUGAAUAAUUUAACUGAUCAGAGAGCUAACGUGAGCUCGACUGUCUCUCUGCUCUGUGAUGCUACUGGGUUGCCAACACCGACGGUGGUGUGGACCAAAAACAACCAGACUGUGGUGAAUGGCUCAGGUGUGAUUCUGAGCCGGAAUAACAACAUCUUGACGAUUACGCGAGUGAAGAAGGAGGACAGCGGUCUGUACGUGUGCACGGCCUGUAACAGUCGAGGAUGUGAGACAUCACAGGCCUCUCUGAUCACUGAAGGAGCAGAGGAAAAGACAAAUGUGGAGCUGAUUGUUCCCAUCGGGUCGGUGGUCAUCGCCAUGUUUUUCUGGUUGCUGAUCGUCUUCGUCAUCCGUGGAAGAAAGAGGCCAAACGGGGGCGAUCUGAAGACGGGCUACCUCUCCAUGAUCCUGGACUCAGAGGACAUGCCCAUGGACGAGCAGUGUGAGAGGCUAACAUACGACGCUAACAAGUGGGAGUUCCCUAGAGACAGGCUGAAGCUAGGUGACCCACUGGGACGAGGAGCGUUCGGUCAGGUGGUUGAAGCAGCCGCCUUUGGCAUCGAGAAAGCCACAACAUGCACCACUGUCGCUGUAAAGAUGCUAAAGGAGGGCGCUACGUCCAGUGAGUAUCGCGCCCUGAUGUCAGAGCUGAAAAUUCUCAUUCAUAUUGGACAUCACCUGAACGUGGUCAACCUGCUGGGAGCGUGCACAAAGCCUGGAGGGCCACUGAUGGUCAUAGUGGAGUACUGUAAACAUGGAAACCUCUCCAGCUACCUGAAGAGCAAACGUGGAGAGUACAGCCCCUACAAGAGGAAACGGGUGGACAGUCAGAAGUGGAUGUCUGUAGAGGAGGAUGUGACUGAAGGCGAUCUGGGUUUAGGAAAGAUCGCUCAGCUGGACAUCUGCACAGGAACCGCCAUCUGUUCCAUAGCUGGAGAUGGAGCAUCGGGCAGCAUGGACACUGGGGAAGAGAGCUGUGACGAUGACCAUCUGACCAUGGAAGACCUCAUCAGCUACAGCUUCCAGGUGGCCAAAGGCAUGGAGUUCCUGUCCUCCCGCAAGUGUAUCCACAGAGAUCUAGCAGCCAGAAACAUCCUGCUCUCAGAGAACAAUGUGGUGAAGAUCUGUGACUUUGGCCUGGCCAGAGACGUCUACAAAGAUCCAGACUAUGUCCGCAAGGGAGAUGCUCGACUUCCUCUGAAGUGGAUGGCUCCUGAGACGAUCUUUGACCGGGUCUACACCACACAGAGUGACGUCUGGUCGUUUGGGGUGCUCCUCUGGGAGAUCUUCUCUCUGGGAGCGUCUCCGUAUCCUGGUGUCUGUAUCGACGAAUCUUUCUGCAGGAGGCUGAAGGAGGGAACCCGGAUGAGGCCGCCUGAAUACGCCACCUCUGAAAUAUAUCAAACAAUGCUGGACUGCUGGCUAGAUCGUCCUACGGACCGGCCAACGUUUGCAGAGCUGGUGGAACAUCUGGGCGAUCUGCUGCAGGCCAGUGCUCAGCAGGUUGGGAAAGACUACAUCCCUCUGACAGCAGGAGGGGAGGCAGAAGGGUCCACGGUGGUCUCUGACCCCAGGAGGCUGUACAGCAGGCCUCAGAGCGGGGAAAUCCUGGAAGCCCAACUUCACUAUGACAACCCGUCAUCCCUCAGACUGACCCAGCAGAGCGAGCGCUGCAGCCGGCCGCUCAGCGUGAAGACGUUUGAGGACAUCCCUGUGGCCGUCAGCAGUGUCAUGGAGGGUCACACUGACAGCGGUAUGGGCUUCUUAUCAGUGGAGGGGAAGGGUCUGAAUCAACAGCUGUCAACUACGCCCAACUUCAGUCAGCUGCUGCGCAGUAAGAGUAAAGAGUCGCUGGCUUCGGAGUCAUCCAAUCAGACGAGCGGAUACCAGUCAGGUUACCACUCCGAUGACACCGACACCCCGAUCUACGCUAAUGAGGAGGUGAUCAUGAAGCACAACAAGCUGAAGAAACCUCCGCUGCCAAAAACACCAGACAAAUUCAACGUGGAGAUUCGCUACAGCACGCCGCCUGUCUGACCCACAAUCCCUCAGUCAUCUCAUGUACAGUAUCUGUUUAUUUAGGAAGAAUCACAGCACAGGCCACAGAGCUUUGGUCACCUGAUUUUCUACUGGAAAAAGGGCUAUUCCCAGUAUUUUUCACUGAAGCCCUAUUUUUAUAUAUUAUUUUGUCUUAAUGAGUAACAGGUUCAAAAGGAUUUGCUUAAGUUGUUAGCCACAAACAAUGGCUGCAACAGAUCUUUGGCACAGAUAUGCCUGAUAAAUUUAAGUCCUUAUUUCUGCCACUAAUGAUCUGAAUGUUUAUUCUAAAUUUCUAAAAACCCCAGAAAAAGAAUUUCAGUGACACUUCCUAUGAACCGACCUCUUAUAAUGCAUUAUAAGAACUUUAAUAAUGCGUUAUAAAUGUAUUUGAAAUGGAUUAAAACAGCUGUUAUUAGUGAUUAUAAGCUGUUAGAAAGUAUAAUGCAUUUUAACUUAACUAGUAACAGACUAGAGUGUCUUAUAAAUUCUGGGUUUCAUAAUGCAUGAUAAAUUCCCCCAACUUUAAUCCGUUAUAAAUGUUCAUGGAAACUGAUUCAAUUGAUCACUAGCACAGUCAUGAUUUCUAUGACUCUCACAUUGAUUAAGGCAUUAUCAAUACCUAUAACAUGCUAAAGCAUGACUUUGGUGGAGGUAAAGUGGCAGCACAAUAUGAGGUUAUUACCUCCGCCAAGGAGGUUAUGUGAUCGGGUGGAUUUGUGCGUUUGUUUGUGUGUUAGUAAAUUUGUUUGUUUGUUUGUUAGCAACAUAACUCAAAAAGUUGCGGGUGGAUUUUGAUGAAAUU
Cheilinus undulatus (humphead wrasse) is the source of this 5062-nucleotide messenger RNA. RefSeq names its product kinase insert domain receptor (a type III receptor tyrosine kinase) (gene kdr). Gene Ontology annotation, biological process: vascular endothelial growth factor receptor signaling pathway; endothelial cell differentiation; angiogenesis. Lineage: Eukaryota; Metazoa; Chordata; Actinopteri; Labriformes; Labridae. The transcript is spliced from 30 exons. The record is from RefSeq and is a predicted model, not a curated record. Gene Ontology annotation, molecular function: ATP binding; vascular endothelial growth factor receptor activity; growth factor binding. Bases 199 to 4257 code for a protein of 1352 amino acids. Gene Ontology annotation, cellular component: membrane; signaling receptor complex.